GUUCCUCAGUCAAAAGGAAACUAAGCAACUGAACCGUCAGCUGUUCGGCCUGAGAUCAAGUGAAGGUCAUAAUUUAGAUCUAGUUCCAAAAUUCACAAGAGUUGAAAAACUGUGGAAUUGUAGGUAGAUAUCGUUUGUAUGAUUUUAGAACAAAAAGGCAAGAAUAUUGAAAAUGAAAAAAAUUAACAGAGAAAAUUCGAAUGAUUCACGAAAAUCAGAAUCUCAUGUAGAUGUGGUAACAUAUGACUAUAUAUCAUUCAUAUUGACAUGAUCUCACCAGUUUUUUCAUAAUAUGAAUAUUGGUAUUUUGAGAUUUUUAUUUUCUUCUCUCAAAAUAGCUAGAUUUGGUACUGUAUUUCAAAUACAAAUAGCUUGAUAAAGCUCUAAAAUUUAAAUACUGAGAUUGUUCUGAACCUGUUGAUCAGAUUGUACAGUCAAACUUCGUUAUCUCAAACUCAAUAUGAUUGAGAAUAAACUUUGAGAUUCUAAGGAUUUGAGAUAUCGAGGGUAAAAUACUGAAAGAAUAUAAGUGGUUAGGACUUCAGAAUCACUUUACAUAUCCGUGUAUUCAAGAUAUUGGUGUUUGUGAUACCAAAGUUCAACUGUAAUAUGUUUUACGGCGUGACCGUAUUUGAGGACGAAGCAAACAAAUUUUGGCAUUGGUAUCUAUAUCCAAAACAGAACAAAAACAACCCGAAGUUAGCACGAGGACGGAGCUGUAUCAAAACAUCCUAAUUUUGGAUAUUUGAUCCGCCUAUAUAUUGAACGCGGGAAUUAUAACGCAAUCGAUGUAAACAGUACAUUGUGACGUCAUAUUCAGCGUCGUUAUUUAGCAAAUUUACAAACAUAGCGUUUGAACCACAACAACAAAUAUGGUGUUAAUGGUGGAGUGAUUAUAUAUGAUUAAGAAAUUAAGAUUUACAUGCUUUUACGAAUUUUAUGUAACAUCUCAGAACGACGUGAACUAGGAUAGAUGAGAUUCAAAAUGGAGAAAUACAUGUCCACGCGAUAGUAUUUGAAUCGACGCCAUUAGUACCAAAAGUUUCAAGUUCCAUAGGAAGGACCCAAUUUUCCAAAAUGACCAUUUUACAAACUAUGGCAACAUAUGCCACCUUGUGGACUAUAUCCGAUUCAGUGGAACAGAAGUUCAUCAGUAAGAAGGAGCAGAUGGAUUACCAAAAGUCUGUACGAAUGGUAGCUGUUGGAACCUUUGUGGUGGCACCCCUUGUAUUUACCUGGAUGUUUCUAGCAGAACGAAUAUUUCCUGGACGAGCAUUCAAAACUGUGGCAAAAAAGAUGAUUACAGAUCAAGUCGUGUUUGCUCCAAUUGCCAUAUCUUCAUUUUAUUUCUCAACUUGUAUGCUUGAGAGAAAAUCCUUUCAAGAAUUUCGAGAAGAAUGGCUCAAGAAAUUCCCAAUCACUUACAAGACUGGUGUCAUGUUCUGGCCGUUUGUACAGGGUGCGAACUUCUCCCUCGUCCCGUACAAACACAGACCCAAGGUGAUUGGAUGUGCUUCAUUCCUGUGGUCCAUGUUUCUCUGCUACGAAAAAGAACCUUCGAAGGUAGAAGAAAUGAAAGAGGAAAGUUGACGACCUCGGCAGCUAGAAUUUUGGAUCAAGAAUUUUAAAUGAUUUAUCAAUAGCAUAUAUCCAUAAAAAUUUUAUUGUGAUUCUGUGAUAGAUCCCCCCCCCCCCCCCCAAUCUAUGCUCUUUUAUAAAUCUUGUACUGACAUCAAUUUUAGACAUUUAUAAGUAUCAUACAAAUUUUAAAAUUUGUACAUUGUACUUUCCUUAAAUUAAUUUAUAGAAAAUUUUAACUCUGUUAAUUAAUGUGUACUUGUAUACAUGUUCACAUUCUCUUCCAAUUUCAUUUUCAGGUGUCAGAUAUACAUAUUUGUGUUACAUUAGUACUGUAUUCAUAUACUUACAGUAUCCCAGGUUAAUUUUGUUGUUUUCUGUUAAAAGUUACCAGAUGUACAUUAUAUGUUCUAUUAAUUAUUUAUUAGAUCUUCCUUGUGAUGAAUUUUAUCUGUGUAGCAAGUUAUUAUGUUGUAUAGAACUUUGUUAUUGUCAUUAUGAAGGCUGAUUUUAUAUUCCUUGAGUUUUUAUCUGUUUACUUUUAUUUUCCUCUAGGUUUACAGAACAUGAGGUUGUAAAUGAUCGAGAUGGUUGUCAUUUUUUAAUCACCAAAACUUAAUUGUCUUAGGGAGAAAUAACACACUAUAGAAAACUUUUACUGAUGGAAAUUGGAGAAUAUGUACAUGUAUAAUGAUAUUUCAUUUUUAAUUUUUUUUUAAAACUUACAUUAAUUUAAUAAUUGAAAUGUACAAUUGGACAUAUAAGUGGAAAAUCACAUGGGGAAAAAAUUAAGAUCCCUUCAAAAGUCAAACACAUGAUCUACAGAUUGGCCGCCUCAUGCAGUAACCUGCUGAACUAAACGACUAGGCAAGAAGAUUAAAAAGGACAAAGAAUAUAUUUACUCAAUCAAAUAUUUAUAUUCCCAUUUGUAUUUCGACUUGGAAGUGAGCUUUUAUGACAUUGUGUUAUUCCCCUUAAAGACUAAAUACUUUCAAUGUCAUAUACAGUCACGCCUCGUUACAAUGUCAUAAACAGUCAAGCCUUGUUAAUCCCUGGCAAAUUUUGUUCAAUGAAGCAUCUGUUUAACUGAAUCAUGUCUGUGAGGGUCUUCCCAGAAAUCUGAGACUUUUCCAUCUAUUAUAUAAACACUGAUGAUUGAUAUUUGAAUGAAUGUAUAUUACAUCAUAUGCGAGUAUCUGAUGAAAAUAGCAGUAUUACACAACAUAAAUAUUUUACAGGGGUAAAAGUGAAAACAUGGUGUAUGUUGAAGUGGGAAAUAAAAAGUGUUUGAUUGGUGCGAGUCUGAAAAUAUGCCGAAAUCCAUUCUAUUACGGUGAAUUUACAGCUAUCAAAAAUGGUGGCAUAAAAUUUGUAGACAGGGUUUCAAAAUGAUUUCCUAAUGAUAUGGAUAUUGUGAAUGAUUUACAGUAAAUGUAGGCAUACUAUGUUAAAUAUAACAAAUCAGAGAUCCAAUCAAAAUGUAAUAUCGGCAUAAGUGGUGCAAUCUUGGGAUUUGACAUUUUUUAAGCAGUAUUAAAUACAUGUAUACUUCAACACCCCAGGGAGUGAUUUCUGAAAUGAAUUUGUUUAUCACCUAUAAAAAUACAGAAUGUCUACUGAUCUUUGAUCUUCUGGGACAACUCUCAUGUUAGAUAAAUAGUAGAACAUAACAUGCUAAAAAUAGAAUUUGAGGUAAUUAAAUAAGGUUCCACUGUGUUAUAUUACUGGCUGAUGGAGAUGCAAUAUUUUAUGUGUUGACUACCCCUGCAUUCACACGCACCCAUUUAUAUGUACAAAUAUUUUGAAUUUUACACAUACAUGUUUUUAUAUGCAAAAAAAUUUCAUUGUGUUCAAAUGGAAUUUUUGUGAUGGGAACUCUUACACCAGCAAACUCUGUAAAUCAGUAUUAGUUAUCUAUUUUUAUUUUAAUCCAAGAAUUGUGUGCCAUAUCAAUGGAAAUAAGGAAAAAUUUGGGCAUUUCUGGUUUACACAUGCAGUUGUCAAAGAGCAUAUCAAAUUAAUGUGUUGCAAAUCUUUGAAUGUGUCCGUUAUCAUCUAGAUCAUACCACUUCAGAAUUGUUCUCACACAUCACUUCAGAAUUGUUCUCACACAUCACUUCAGAAUUGUUCUCACACAUCACUUCAGAAUUGUUCUCACACAUCACUUAGAUAAAACUAUUUUUAUUAUUUACUACUCAGGGUAUGUAUAAAGUGUGAUUCAGAAAUCUUUUACAAAAAUCAAAGUACUACAGGUUUUCUUCAUGUAAUGAUGUUUAUGUGUUUUAUUAGGUCACCCAAGUCUUUCGGUGACUUAUUGUUAUCCAUGCCCAUCUGUCUAUGUACAUCAUUAACAAUCAUUCCAUACUUUUUCUCAGAAACUUCUCAACCAUUCGUCAUCAGAAUUGGUGUGUGGCAUCUUUAGGAGUAGGAGAAUUUUUGUGGUAGUCACUGCCAAUCAGGGCUUUAUAGGGGUUGGACCAAACUUUUUAUAAAAAAAGAAAGAAUCUUUUUCUUUACUCCUUAGAUUGUGGGAGGUAAACUGAGAGCAUUGUAGUUGUGAGUAAUGAUUCAUAGCCCAGUAAAUGCAUCAUUGCUUUAAAAAUCUUCAGGAACGGAACAGGAAUUUUGGCUUCAGGUUGGGGCUGAAUUAAUCAUAUUUAGGUGAAAAUGCAUUAGAUAUUGAACAUUCUUCUCUACUCCGAAACUGGAAGACAAACUUGGUGUAUAUAGCUUAUAGAUUAUGCAAAGAUCUCUACCAAAGUCCUGAAAUUUAAGGUACAGGGAUUCAAACUGAUGAGUUAGACUGCGUCAAUCAGUCAGUGAAAAAUGCAUUUCAUUUACAUGUAUAAAAAAAUCUUCUCUACCCCUAAAUAUCUAGGAAACAAACUCGAUUCACAACUAUACUGAGCAUGGAGGCCUUAAUUAGCAAACUCGUGAAUUUCUUUGCCCCAUGCAGGGUCAAGAGUUCAGGCCCCUGUGAGGAGAGUGAAAUUCAUAAAACCAAUUUAAAAUUCCUUUUAACUUUUAAAACUAUAGCAUCUACUUUUGUAAACCAAGCUAGUACUAAGUGCACACCAGUUGUAAUGAGUAUGGAGGUCUGUACCAAAAUUUGAAACUUAUAUUUAUAUUAUAUAUUGUUUCUGAAGUGUUUACCAACAAUUAAAUAGUAUAUAUUA
This is a messenger RNA of Ostrea edulis (European flat oyster), 4754 nucleotides long. RefSeq names its product mpv17-like protein. The record is from RefSeq and is a predicted model, not a curated record. Gene Ontology annotation, cellular component: membrane; cytoplasm. Lineage: Eukaryota; Metazoa; Mollusca; Bivalvia; Ostreida; Ostreidae. The transcript is spliced from 5 exons. The coding region runs from base 1078 to 1590 and encodes 170 amino acids.